Messenger RNA from Cooperia oncophora, 2391 nucleotides. The record is from the annotation of a GenBank genome assembly. NCBI's taxonomy places the organism in Eukaryota, Metazoa, Nematoda, Chromadorea, Rhabditida, Trichostrongylidae.
CUGCUCAUCCUAGCGUUCCACCUGGGCAUCCAGGUGGACCACCUCCUCAGCAACCGCCGCAGUUUGCUCCAGCUCCCCAUCCGGCUGCUCAUCCUGCUCACCCGCAGCAUCAGCAAUACAUGCAGCAGCAGCAGCAGCACGCCCUCGAUGUCAUUUUCUCAUCAACACCAUUUCCCUCAUGGAAGCGUCGAGGCAACCGUUAUCAGCCAGAAGCGGCGGCGUAAGAUUAUGGCGAGAGAGUUAAUAAAUGCUACACCACGGCGUCUGAUCAUGGCACUUCGUAGCGGUAUGGAGGCUGAGGCGAUUUGGGCAAUCAACGCAUUGAAUGUACUUCUGUAUGACGACACGAACCCACAUCCUAGCCUUAAUCAAAUGCCUGGUCUCUUGAACGUGAUCAUUGAGCAUUUCUGGGCGACUCUGUCAGUACUAUUCCCGGAUACAUUCCCACUCGGUGAGCCGUCUCAAUUUCAAAUCGCCGAAGGAGACUCUGAAGCUCUACGUUUGCCUCUUCUGACGAACGGAAAUGCCCACGAACAAGUGAAACAGCCUGUAGCAAUGAGAAAUCCUGACCAUAAGAAAAAUUUCAAUAAGUGUUCGCGCACUGGAAGAAAGAUCAAAGUGCUGGAAGCGGAAAUGCCGGAGAUGCUUAAGAGGAAGCUCAUGUUAGAAGAAGGCCCUAGCAGUCUUCCGAUAGACGAAACGCUCACGGCAGACUAUGUGGAGGAAAGAAUACAACUAGGGCUUGGCGGGGGACUAGCAGAGCGUGUAGCUCUUCGUCUUCGAACUGAAUUGCACGCUUCAAAAACGCAAAGCAAGGCAAGGUUUAGCUGUAGCGUAGACCAAGACGAAUGUAGCUCUGAUGCAAAGGCUAGCAGUUCGACUGUGAUCAAACAGGAAGUAAAAGAAGAAACAGGAGAGGUUCCGGAAAUUGUGAUGCUUCGUCGAGAGCGCAACAACGAGGGUUAUGAUGGGCCGAACGAGUAUGAAAUUCGAUGGCCACGAGCUACUGCGCUGUCGGAACGAGACGACACGCUACAUCGAUUCUCUCUCCGUGCAUUGGCGUUAUCGAAUAUACUGCGAGGUUUCUCAUUUCUUCCGGGAUGUGAACAUUUACUAUGUACGCACAGUGGAUUGUUGUAUAUUUUGGGACGAUUCCUGCAGCUUAUGGUCAUUGAAACGCCCAUUCUGCGAGCAAAAUGUGCGCCAAAGAUCGACGUGGAUGCUCCACUACCGGAACCUGAGUCGUAUGAAGUAUUGAGAACGCGAGCAUUAUCUUUACUGGACUGUGACGAUUCGCACAAGGUACUGCUGGUUGAAACUGCAAAUCAGCUGAGGGACGAUGCGUUUGUGAUGCUGUGCCAUAUGAGUGUAGCGCUUGACCUGUUCGAUGUGCCUGACCGACUGGCUUAUCCCAUUUACGAUGGAAUACUGCACUGGUGUUCGACAACUGUUCCUGAAGCAACGGAUCCUAUACCUCCUGCAGCAGUCUCACCAAGGAACUAUGCGCUCGAGAUCAUGUGUAAGAUGUCGGUUUUGGAACGGAAUGUGGACAUGUUGCUUUCCACUGGAGCAUGGCCGCGAAUAGAAAAAAUCGUUCGCAUGUUAGCGAAAAUGUUGAGUAUGAGCGAGGAAACACAUCAUCGCGAGUUUGCCAUCGUUAUAUUAAACGCUUUCUGUAACGCAUCUGAAGCAGUUUGCUAUGUGGCUGCCAUGCAAUCACCAACCAUCGCAAAUCUCGUUUCAUUCAUCGAAGCAUCUGAUCAGAGCAUGCAUCAGGUUAUGCAAACGCAUGGUAUGCCUGCAUUACGCGACAAUCCGGAGAUGAUGGGCACGUCUGUAGGAAUGUUGCGACGAGCUGCCGCGAUGUUACGUCUUCUAGUCAAAGUUCCCGAUGCGUACCGCGUCUAUGCAAAGUUCCAGCAACGGCUACUUCAGUUCACUAUGAGCCAGCUGAUGGAUUCUCGCGUUGCGGGUAUGAUAGCAGAUGCUCUUUAUGAGAUUCAAGCACUGCUCGGCAAGGAAAAAGCCUCCAAUGUAAAUACAAAUGAGGCUAAUCACAAUCAUGACGGAGAUGCAUCUGAAGUGGUAAAACCUGAGAAUGCUGCGGACGACACAUCGUCUUCUGUAUCUACGGACGUUGCGUCCGAAAAUGUUACCAAUGAUGAUUCAGCUUCACAGGCGACUAUAAACGGUGAUGCUACAGCUCAAGCACUGAAGAGGGCAGCUAUGAAACGAUCCGGAAUCCAUGACGACUGUGUUACCAAAGCGCCAUCAUCGAAAAGAGCCUGCUUGGAGAACGGGUACGAGAAGAAGAACGGGAAGUUGGAUAGCAGUCCACUGAAGUUGAAAGAAACACGGGCAGAGAACGGAUCGAUGACCGCUGUUGCAUGA